Molecule: messenger RNA, 847 nt
Organism: Salvia splendens (bonfire salvia)
Lineage: Eukaryota; Viridiplantae; Streptophyta; Magnoliopsida; Lamiales; Lamiaceae
Product: thaumatin-like protein 1
Exons: 1
Coding region: 22-702 (226 amino acids)
Source: RefSeq, a predicted model, not a curated record
CAUUCCACUCAUCUCAACAAUAUGGCUCCCUUGACCUUCCUAGCUUCCCUCAGCCUGGCUCUAAGCCUCCUGAUCGCCUCCUCCCACGCCGCCACCGUCGACGUCACCAACCGCUGCAGCUACCCCGUGUGGGCGGCGGCGGCGUGGCCGUCGUCCCCGCCCCUGGGGCGGCGCCUGGACAACGGGCAGUCGUGGCAGGUGAACGUCCCGCCAGGAACCGUCCAGGCCCGCGUGUGGGGGCGCACGAACUGCAAUGGGGGGCGGUGCGAGACGGGCGACUGCAACAACGGCGCCAUCGAGUGCACCGGGUACGGGCAGGCCCCCAACACGCUGGCCGAGUUCGCCCUCAACCAGCCCAACAACCUCGACUUCGUCGACAUCUCGCUCGUCGACGGCUUCAACAUCCCCAUGGAGUUCAGCCCCGUGAACGCCGGCGCCUGCAGGAACCUGCGCUGCACCGCCAACAUCAACGGUGAGUGCCCGGCCGAGCUCAGGGCCCCGGGCGGGUGUAACAACCCUUGCACCGUGUAUAAUCAGAACCAGUACUGCUGUACGGAUGGGCCCGGGAGCUGCGGACCCACGCCGUUGUCCAGGUUUUUUAAGGAGAGGUGCCCGGAUGCGUAUAGCUACCCGCAGGAUGAUCCCACUAGUCUCUUCACCUGCCCGGCUGGCACUAACUAUAAGGUUAUCUUCUGCCCCUGAAUUAAUUAAUUAAUAUGAAUAAUAGUAAUAAUCAUAAUAAUUGUUCAGGGUGGUUUCAUUAGCUCUGAUACGAAAUUCUAUGUGUCACAGACCUUGUACUUGUUCCAGAUUGAAAUAAUAAAGUUUUUAUCUAUGGUUUUAUUUA